Molecule: messenger RNA, 1629 nt
Organism: Hansenula ciferrii
Lineage: Eukaryota; Fungi; Ascomycota; Saccharomycetes; Phaffomycetales; Wickerhamomycetaceae
Product: Lysine biosynthesis regulatory protein
Exons: 1
Coding region: 1-1629 (542 amino acids)
Biological process (GO): positive regulation of transcription by RNA polymerase II
Cellular component (GO): nucleus
Molecular function (GO): DNA-binding transcription factor activity; transcription cis-regulatory region binding
Source: RefSeq, a predicted model, not a curated record
AUGAAUGUAUCAACAACACCAGGGUCAGGAGAAAGAUUAAGAAUGCUUUCGGUUGAUAAUUUGGUUAAUCAGGUCACUAGAAAUACAGAAUCACCAUUAUCAGAUGUUGUACUGCCUUCAGAUUUCAAUUUUUCUCUAUCAGAUGCUAAUCUACUAUAUAAUGAUUUAAACGAUAUUGUUAAUUCAAGGUUAGAAGAAGCUCUUACACCAACUUUAAGAACAUACAUUGAAGAAACAUCAGCAAAUCCAUUCAAUACAGAAUUUUCUAGUGAUUUUGAUGAAACAGACAGGCCGGGGAAAGAUAUUAUUGUUAACAUACCUUUGGAUUAUUUUGCGCUUGGUGAUCCUCAUAACCAUUAUUUGGCAUUUUAUUAUCAUGAUUUCAGUACAACAUUAUCACCAUUGAUGCCCAAUAUUGGAUUGAAUCCUAUACGUGAUGUCUUGCUGAAUUAUGCUAAAAGAGAACCAUACUUAUUAUAUGCUAUUUUAGCUUGUGGUGCCAGGACUGCGUUCAGGAAAAGCUCCAAAAUUGAAGAUGAUCAAGCUUAUUGUUCAUAUUUAUCAUCAUGUUUGAAUAUUCUUAGUGAAAAUUUCUCAAAGGAAAACUUGAGAACUGAGACAGUGGAACCUAUGUUAUUAACAAUUUUAUUAUUAACUAGUGAUAGUGCUUCAAGUAAAAAUACCAAAUGGAGAGCUCAUUUAAAAGGUGCUAAAGAAUUAUUCAAAAAAAUUAAUGUUCAAACAGAUACAAUAAAUUUCUGUAAGAAUUGGGUUAUUGGCUAUGAAGUUUUAGCAGGUAUUACCAAUGCAUAUGGUGGUAUUUUCCAAUCUGAAAAUGAUAAUUUAGACAAAUUCAUUUCAAAUGAUGCCGGAUAUAUUAAAUCUUUGAAGAAACUUCGAAUGAUUGAUUUACAUGGAUUUAAUUAUCUAAAUGGUCAUAUAAUUGAUUUAGAUCUUGUAUUUUGUCAAAUAAUCAAAAUAUUAAACAAAAUACGUGAUUAUAAAAAAAAGCAAAAACAAGGAAAUUUACCCAUAAAAUCUCAUCUUUCAUCAGAUUUAUUACCAAAUAUAGUUACAUAUGAAACCAUUGAAACUUUAAUGAUUGAAUUAAACAAUUUACAAAAUAGAGAAAUCAUCCAUAAAUCAGGUAUAAUCCCACAUUCAAAUCCUAAUCAUCCUUCCAAAACAUCAGCUUUUCAAAAUUUUCAAAGUAUUCAAACCAUAACUAUAAAUAAUGAGCCAAUAACAUAUAGUUGGUAUGAUAUAAGUCAUCAAUGUCAUACAAUAGCUGCCAAAUUAGUGUUAAUGACUAGGAUCAUGGAACAACCUAAAACAUCAAUCUUAGUUCAAAGUUUAGUUAAACAAGUUUUAAAAUUUAUUGAGGUUUUAAAUCAAGUGGAAAAUUUCGAUAAUGUUUGUAUAACACAUUUAAAUUUCGUCAUUGUGUUAGUGGGUAGAUCAUCAAUUUAUCCUCAAGAUCAAGAGUUGAUUAGAAAAUUUUUAAAACUUGGUUAUUCAAUGGGAUUGGAAAGUUGUGAACAUAAUCUGGGUAAGUUGGAAAAGAAAUGGGCCAACAAUAAUGAUGAUGAUACUGAUGAGGAAGAGGAAGAAGAUGUUUUAACGUGGUGA